Messenger RNA from Betta splendens (Siamese fighting fish), 5613 nucleotides. RefSeq names its product synaptic vesicle glycoprotein 2A (gene sv2a). Lineage: Eukaryota; Metazoa; Chordata; Actinopteri; Anabantiformes; Osphronemidae. The coding region runs from base 320 to 2533 and encodes 737 amino acids. Gene Ontology annotation, biological process: chemical synaptic transmission; transmembrane transport. The record is from RefSeq and is a predicted model, not a curated record. Gene Ontology annotation, cellular component: membrane. Gene Ontology annotation, molecular function: transmembrane transporter activity. The transcript has 13 exons.
GCGAGAAGGAUGCUGUGUAGUAAGUGCAGGGGGAGGAGGGGGAGGACGGCGCAGCUCCGCUACUACGUCAGUGUGCAUCACAGGGCACACAGGACCUUCUCGUUUCAACUACUCGGGGUGACUCCCUGCACAGAAUUAGGACCCGGUCACCAUCAAAAAGGAUCCGGUUUCCCAGCGCACUCUGACCGAAGUGGAGCCGGGAGCUGUCCGUGGUGCUGAAUUCAUCAGCAACAAGAGAUUCCUUUCGCACACUCAUGUGCUUGGGCCCUUCCUGAAACCUUUUAUUGUGUAGCAACCAACAAGCCACCUUAAGUCAAAGAUGGAUGAUGACGGGCGCUACAGGGACAGCCGCUCAGACUUCAUCCGCGGCGCCAAGGACAUUGCCAAAGUGGCCAAGAAGCAGGUGGGCAAGAAGGUGGGCCGCGGCGUGGACAAAAUGACAGACGAGUACACCAGGCGCUCCUACAAGCGCUUCGAGGAGGAAGACGAUGACGACGACUACGCCGGCGUGCCGAGCAACGACGGCGGAUACUAUCGCAACGACAGCCGGGCCAACGACGACGAAGGUCACAGUGACUCUACUGAAGGUCACGACGAGGACGAUGAGAUUUACGAAGGCGAGUACCAGGGCAUCCCGAGAGCCGAGUCGGGCAAGGCCGCCGGCCUGGACGGGGCGACGGCCGCCCAGGCGCAGCAGUUCAGGGAUCUGUCGGCCUCCGAGGGCGAGAGGAGGAAAGACCGGGAGGAGCUGGCGCAGCAGUACGAGACCAUCCUGCAGGAGUGUGGCCACGGCAAGUUCCAGUGGACGCUCUACUUUGUCCUGGGGCUGGCACUGAUGGCGGACGGGGUGGAGAUCUUUGUGGUGGGCUUCGUGCUGCCCAGUGCAGAGAAGGACAUGUGUCUGUCUGAGCCCAAUAAGGGAAUGCUAGGGCUGAUCGUGUACCUGGGCAUGAUGGUCGGGGCCUUCGUUUGGGGCGGCCUGGCCGACCGGAUCGGCCGGCGCCAGACCCUCCUCAUCUCCCUCUCCAUCAACAGCGUGUUCGCCUUCUUCUCGUCCUUCGUCCAGGGCUACGUGUCCUUCCUCUUCUGCCGCCUGGCCUCUGGCGUGGGCAUCGGGGGCUCCAUCCCUAUCGUGUUUUCCUAUUACUCUGAGUUCCUGGCCCAGGAGAAGCGAGGAGAGCAUCUGAGCUGGCUCUGCAUGUUCUGGAUGAUCGGGGGCAUCUACGCCUCUGCCAUGGCCUGGGCCAUCAUCCCCCACUACGGCUGGAGUUUCCAGAUGGGCUCCGCCUACCAGUUCCACAGCUGGCGCGUCUUCGUCCUGGUGUGUGCCUUCCCCUCCGUGGCGGCCAUCUCCGCCCUCACCACGAUGCCUGAGAGCCCGCGCUUCUACCUGGAGAACGGGAAGCACGACGAGGCCUGGAUGAUUCUGAAGCAGGUUCACGACACCAACAUGAGGGCCAAGGGCUACCCGGAGAGGGUGUUCCCUGUGACCACCAUCAAAACCAUGAAGCAGAUGGAUGAACUGGUGAACAUGGGCGACGGCGCCGCCUGGCACGAGAAGUGGAGGAUCAAGCUCACCACGCUUUUCCACCAGGUGUGGAAUAAUUUCCAGACCGUCUUCUCCCCUGAGUAUCGCCGCACCACCUACAUGAUGAUGGCCGUGUGGUUCUCGAUGUCCUUCAGCUACUACGGCCUGACUGUGUGGUUCCCGGACAUGAUCAAGUACCUGCAGAAGCAGGAGUACUCGUCACGCACCAAGGUUUUUGUCAAGGAGAAAGUAGAACAUGUGACCUUCAACUUCACUCUGGAAAACCAGGUUCACCGCCAAGGAGAGUACUUCAACGACAAGUUUAUGAACUUGAAAAUGAAGUCGAUGGUGUUUGAGGACUCUCUGUUUGAGGAGUGCUACUUUGAAGACAUCAUUUCCAGCAACACCUUCUUUAAGAAUUGCACCUUCAUUGCCACCCUCUUCUACAACACCGAUCUCUUCAAGUACAGGUUGAUCAACUGCAGGCUCAUCAACAGCACCUUUCUGCACAACAAAGAGGGCUGCCUGCUCAGCGACAUCAGUGACGAGAACAAUGCCUACAUGGUCUACUUUGUGAGUUUCCUGGGCACCUUGGCUGUGUUGCCAGGCAACAUAGUCUCUGCGCUGCUCAUGGACAAGAUCGGGCGGCUGAGGAUGCUAGCCGGCUCCAGCGUGAUCUCCUGCGUCAGCUGUUUCUUCCUGUCAUUUGGCAACAGCGAGUCAGCCAUGAUUGCUCUGCUCUGCUUGUUCGGGGGAAUCAGCAUUGCCUCCUGGAAUGCCCUGGACGUGCUGACCGUGGAGCUCUACCCCUCUGACAAGAGGACCACGGCGUUCGGCUUCCUCAACGCCCUGUGUAAACUAGCGGCCGUGCUGGGCAUUAGCAUCUUCACGUCCUUCGUCGGCAUAACCAAGGCGGUGCCCAUCCUCUUCGCCUCGGGGGCGCUGGCUGCCGGCAGUUUCCUGGCCCUCAAACUACCAGAGACUCGAGGUCAGGUGCUGCAGUAGUGCGGCGCAGGUAACGUUCCAGCGGGCGGAGGAGUUCUGGCUGCACUGUGAAUGAAGAGCUGGAGAGCCCAUCACAUCCUCCCCUCUGACCCCCACCCACCUCCACAGCCAUCACACAGUGCAGAGAGGCUCGCUGGUUAUUAUUGGAACUGUGCAGUCACAAAACCUGCAGCUGACUCUAAAUAUGUGAUUUGACUUUACAUUUUCACCCAGAGUGGGUUAUUGUUGGGUUAUGAUCAGUCCUCCUGUAUUAAGACAAACACACAUCUGGGGUUGGAGGUCAGGCCGCGGGCACUUUUGAUAAUGAGCCAUGCAAAUAGACUUAAAGAAAUGACCACUAGCCAUUGUUCUACGUUCUAUGUAGUCAUCUUCAUUCCUCUGACUCUUUGGACAUGGAUUAAAAACGCAGUCUUUAUGUUAAAGCUGUUUUGACUGCGGGCUAAAGCCAAGACGCAUCCUUCUUGGCUUUUUCCCUCCAACAUCCCUUCUCACCCGGUGGCUUGUGUUGGUGCACAGACUUACUGCCAUUUUAUAGAUCAUAGAACAUUCCUGGCUUUAGUUUCUUGCGAACGGGACAUUUUCCCUUUAAAACACCUCCGCUGAGUCAUGAGACCACUCACAUCACAGAUAGGUAUGAUGUGCCGCUAAUGUGCGGUGGCAUCUAAUCACGGUGAUGAAGCUGCUUGUUAAAGUGUAUAUAUGAAGCACAACAUUUGUGUGAAUGUCCCUCAACAUUUUCUGAAUGAAAAUGUUCUGAACCUCACAUUCAUUCAUCAUUUUUAACCAUACUCCAUGUCCCUUUGUAAGAAAUGCCUUUUUAGUACCUGUCUCCCAGUCUAUGAAAUAUGUUUUAGAGGGUGUUAUGCAUGUCACACAGUAUGUAUGUAGUUUUAUGAAAAUGAAGAGUACAACAUGUAAACAGCAUUCUGGAGAUUUUUAACCAUUCAAUGCAGCACAACAUGAGUUUAAAAUAAAAACAUUUCUUUGUUCAUUAAGUCCAUUAAAUCGCAAAUAUCCAGCAAAUCCAGAAGUUAAUAUACACAAAAUCAGGCGCAAAGUGUGAUAAGAGUAAGAGAACCGACUGAUAAAUUGCUAGCAUGACAUGAAUGUGUUUAUUACGGAGCAAUAUUGAACUUCUGUGCAAUACUGAAAUGUUAUAAGUUUGCUUUUUUGAGAUUUGACGUUUAAUUGGUUGAACAGGUUUGAACACUUCAGAGCUCACCAUUGCAAAUAGCUGAUCUAAACUAAAUAUGUGCUGUAGUUCUUGCUACCAUUAAUUGGGAGCAUUUCUUUGUUGGGGCACAUGAUGGUGAGGAUUACUUGCAGCUUAAGCUAAAACUAAACAUUAAGCUAAUGAGGAAAGGAAGUUGAAUUGCACGGGGACCUUGUGUUUAUUAUAUACCGGUAGCUGGCUUCACCAUGGGAUUAUAGAACUCACUGCCAAGGGCUGAUUGUCAUAUAUCUCAGCACAGUGUCAGAAGAAAUAUCACCAUAUUCCCCAGAUCUAGAAAAGGGGGAAUGAGUGUUAUCUCACAAUUGCAUCAUGUAAGACAAAAAACAACCACUGAAACGUCCAAUUAACACAAAAUAUUCUUGUCCAAACUGCCAUUUUGUAGGAUAGCAGCCAUACCUAAUGAAGAGGCAAGCCAUUGCACUGAGUGUACACUGUACAUGCACAAAGACGAAUGCCUUGAACCCUUCAAGACGAAUCCAGAUGCAGCCGUGCUAAAAUUUUAAUGAAGAACGUUGUUUUCAGCAAGAGCACAAAUGCCAAAAUAAACCAAAUGACUAAAUAGUGAAGACGUGAGCAGUUGUGAACACUGGUGCUGAAAGGCUGUUGACUUGUCCCCUGACCCGUCAUCAUCAUGAAAUCAAACUCCCCAACCAUCAUCUCUUGUGCCAUGAGUCCCACCACUCGUUACUUAUUGCCAAAUAUUUCCAUGGCCUGAGUUUACACAAAACACAGUUAAUUCUCUGUUAUGGAUAUGAAAAUAUGUAAAUAAAAAUAAAUAAGAUGUAACUAAUAAGAUAGUGCUUGAAACCUUUUGACCCCUGGAAACACAAACUAGUGUCCAGUCUGUGUAGGUUUUAUGGAAAACACUGAACCUAACAUUGUGGGUGAUGAACCAUCACCUGAGAAAUCCAAUCCAGCAUGAGCUGCAGGAACCACUAGUUUCAGAUGGCUACAUUCACAGGCCCUAUUUAAAGCACAGUCAAACAAUUUAAAGGCACAUUUAAAAUGCACAUCAACUGUACAAAUAUAAAAAGCUGAGCAUCAGCAGUUUUCUGUAUGUUUUCCUGUAUCACCUAUGAAAUGUUGUAUUUGUUCAGCACUGACUGCUGUUAAAACGCUAAACCAUCUCAGUCCAGGCUUUGUCCCGAUUGUCUCGUAGAUACAUAUCUUCGCUUAUGUUACAGGGUUUUUUGUAUAAUCUAAACUUGCCAGCGCAACAGUUGAUUGUUAGUGCAAAAAGUUAAAGCAAUAAGUGUUUGGGUAUUUGUCUCUCUCCUUUGAAGCUAUUGGGAAUUAGAGCACAUUGCUAUAUACUGGCCUUGACCACUAAAAUUCUGUGUCCUCCACGGUGUUGGCUCAAUGACGACAAAACAGCCUAAUGUGUGUGUGUGUACAAUCUAAAACAACCCAAGGUCCUGAGGAAUUUGUUCAUAAGGUUACAUUGCCAUUAAUUAAAUGUAACAAGAAUUUGUCAUUGUACUGCGCUGUAGAAUCUGUAGUUGAUUGUUUGUAAGUAUAGAAAUUGUUUGUGGAACCAUAAAUGGAAAAAAAACAAAAAAAAAACAAGUGUAAAUGAAUAAUGUUGUAUGUUGUCGAUGAUCCUGUGUAUUUUGUAAAUGAGAAUGAAAUAUAAGUACAUAUGUCAAUGGUAAAUACUGGUUAUGAAUCAUAGUUAGCCUAAAUGUGACAAUAGCAGUUUUGUUUAAAGGUGUGUGAGAUUUUUUCUUAUCUUUUCUCCUUGGUGAUUGUUGGGUUUGCACUCUGAUGUGCAGCUGAGCCCUUUGGAAUCAUAAUGAAUAACAAACAACCAUAACAAAUAAACAAGUGGAAAGAAUUAUAAUUAAAA